CCCAUCACCUUUUAUUUUCCCUUUUUCUUCUCUCAACAAAUAAAAAGAAUAAAAAAAAAAAAGGGAAAAUAAAUACCAUUCGCCACCAGCAUUACCAGCAGCGGGCGGCAGCAGCCACCAUCGUAGCCGGAUGAUAAAAAGUAGCUCGUCCGGUAGUUGUAAUAGUAGUAGGAGCGAAUCAUCCGGCAUGUUGAAACACCUAAGUACACGUCAACCAACCGAUCAUUUGCGUACUCCAUCCAACGGACUUUCAGAAUCGGGCCAGUCGGAUCGAAUUGAACCGCCUCCUCGCCGCCUCCUCACAAACAACAACGUCAUGGCUCCUCAUCCAUCGCAUCAGCAUCAUUUGGCUAACGGCUACACUUCGCCAGGACGUUACUCCACAGCCGGAUCGAGCAGCACUAAACAACAGCCGCAAAUGCACAAUAUCUCCAUGCACAACACGUCCAAGCAUUCGCUGAGUCCGACGACGAGCAACAUCAGUCCUGGAACGGGCGCUAAUCACACAAAGACAACGUUAACCAGCAAUUUGGAUCAUUCGAGGGACGAGUCUUUACCUUUCAAUUUCAGCAACGGCCCACUGUCCUCUUCCAUUUUCAUCACGGAUCGCUCGCUCCCGAUUGGCGACCACACCUUCCUGUCCAAUGGUGGAAGAGGGUUAAAUAAAGGCGGUACGGCUAACGGUGGAAUGCACAUCCGGCGCGGAAGUCCUCUACCGACGUCCGUUACGAGGCUGGCAGCUGCAGCGCGUCAGGUUUCCGCCAGCGUCAUCGGAGUGCGCGAGAUGUUAACUUCGCUCGGUCUGCUCUGCCUCUUGUCUCUAAUGAUGGCCCUGUUGGGUCUCAUCUUUUUGCUCAAAAUGAGUCCGCCACCAGACGCCAUCCACUUCAUCGACCAGGUGCGCAUCGUUUCGCCGGACGAGGCUCAUUCCGUUUACGAAGUCAGUUUGGCACUUUGUUCGCUCGCCAUGACGUUGGAUGUCUGUUGCUGUCUCGUCUGUGCAACCCAACUCCUCUUUGCCGCCCGGCUGAUAACAGCUUCGACCUGCUCAUCUUCAAAUUCAAGUAGAGAUCGGAUCAAAAAGUUCUUGAAGGACUCGGCCGUCACUCGCAUUUGCGCCGUGGCCGGAUUUUUUGUAUCCAUUCCUGUCUUUCUCACGGAUAUCGUUUUGUACACGAUCAUUCAGUUCCCUUCGACUCCUGCCAUCACUACAAGUAUAGUUAUCAGCGUGGGAAUCGUACUUUGCGGCUGCGCCAUGCUUCACAACAUCGUAGUUUGGCAGAGGUACAAGGGCUCGUCUACGAUGUUGCCCGAUCUGUCGGGAAUUGAAAAGCAUCCAGAUGCAACCAACGGAAGGAUUAUGUCACCUACUCAGAUGCCAACAGCCACUUUAGAUUUAAGUGCUGCACUGAAUGGCAAUGCCAAUUUGAGCAGUCACAUGCUCGAGCUUUCAACUCUUGUCUGAAAAAGAAAAAAAAGCAGAGUUGUUAAGAUAUUAUACUGUACCAUUGAAACUAUCGAGUCAGCCAAAAUUUGAUUGGCUGCAUCAAUUGAAAACUGUUUUUCGACUUGAAAAAUCAAUGACAUUAAAAGCCUAGUCAUAAACUGAUUUUUUAAAAACAAUAAUAAAAAGUUGAAACGAUUUCCAGAAGGAAAUUGCUUAAACACCAGGCCAAUGUCAUUGGACGAAAGAGGUGAAACAGAAAUUUUUAUCUCCUAUCGUCCGAAAAUGUUAUUAUAUUUUUUUUUUUACGAUUUCAACUCGCAUCAGCCACUAAAAAGGGCGUCAACAGCCCCCUGAUCCUCUCCUCCAUAUCCCAUUCACACAAUAUAGCCCUAUACUUAAUAAUUGAGUAAAAAGAAUCGUGACACGCCCACCCUUAAUUAUGAUUCAAGUGCCUGCAUAUGAAACUGUAUAAUUAUUGAUUGCCAGUGCCAAUCGUGUUGUAAAUAGUAACGAGUUUCUACGUAUUGCCAUGUCUUAUUCUUUUCCGUGUUGUAAAAAAUAAAAUAAAGACAUGCUCCACAAAAACUGGAAUUAGACCGUAUCGUGAGCACA
This is a messenger RNA of Daphnia magna, 2059 nucleotides long. RefSeq lists its product as uncharacterized. The transcript is spliced from 6 exons. The coding region runs from base 131 to 1465 and encodes 444 amino acids. Lineage: Eukaryota; Metazoa; Arthropoda; Branchiopoda; Diplostraca; Daphniidae. The record is from RefSeq and is a predicted model, not a curated record.